UCGGUCAGAUCCUACUCUGUUUUUCGUUUACUGAGAGGGCAGCUAUGAACACCCCAAGGGGUUCCCUCGUCCCCCGGGGUUCCCUCGUCCCCCGGGACAUUGAGAGCCCGGGGAGAGACAUGAACCUGCGGGUAAUCCCGCCUGAGCUGAGGUUCCUGGACGCGACGGCCGGGAGUGUGUACCACCUCUCGUUUGUUGUUCAUAACCUUGGCCGCUGGAACCAGAAAAUCCGGUUUGAGGAGCCCACCAAGCCACAGUUCAAACUGAUGUUGACCAGUCUGGAUAAAGAACUUGCUGCUGGCCUUCACAUGACAGCUACAGUGGAAUAUCAUCCGGAUAAAGACGAAAACACUUCUGAUCGAAUACUUAUUUCAAUAGGAAGUAAAUCAACAGAAAUUCCUCUAAUUGGGUUGAUUCCAUCCUGCCAACUGGCAAUUGAAUCCGUAGUUGAUUUUGGCACAUUGGUUGCGAAUAGUAAAGUGUAUCAUAAAGAGAUUACUAUCACUAAUCAUGGCAAAGUUCCAGGCACAUUUAAUGCAGAAUACCAUGGCCAAUUACCCAUCCUCAUUUUUCCAACUAGCGGUGUUGUAGAUGUUAAGUCAUCACUGGCUAUUAAAGUGGAUUUCUGUGCAGACCAACCAAGAAUUGUAGAUGAAAAGGCAAUAGUGGUUUUGCAAGAUCAACCUGAGAUGCUCUUGAGUAUCAAAGCUUAUGUGGUUGAGCAGAUUAUUGAAUUAUUACACAUGAGUCAUGACCAAAGGCUGAAAUGCUUAGAAUUUGGUGCUGUUUACUUCGGGACAUCAAAACUUAAACAUGCACGUAUAUACAAUAAUAGCCCAGAGCCCAUAAAUUGGGUGGCUAUAAUACAAGAUGAUGCCGUAGGAGAAGAACUGGGUACGAAUACUCAACAAAGAACAGAUAUUGCUUUAAAUAGUCUCGCCUCCAUAAGAAAAUUAAAGGACAUAGAUACUACUACCAUUAUCUCCUGUGUUCCUAAUGAAGGGACUUUACAACCUUAUCAAAAGAUUGUAAUUAUAUUUUGUUUCAGCCCGAAACUUACGGAUGAAUGUAAAAAGGAUAUUGGACCUUCAUACAAGCAGGACUAUGUUCUCUAUUUGAGAUUUGAGUCUGUAGGAAGUAAAGAUGGAUUUUUGAGAGAUGAUGACUAUAAAACCAUUAAAAGUGAGCGACUUCAGAAAACGGAAUUAGCGGUGAAGGGAUCAGGAAUUCCAGUUUUACUACAGUUUGAUCCAGGAAAAGUUCUUAAUUUUAAACCUUGUUUCGUGGGUGAACGUUCAGAAAUUCACUUUACCAUACAAAAUCAAUGCCAAUUGCUUCCUGUGAUAUACCACUUUCCAAGAAAUGCAAAUUUUAAAAUCGAACCUGAAAAGGGCAGGAUUAAUGAGGGAUGCAUGGUGAAUGUGAUGUUUUCCUUUGCACCACAUCAACUUGGAGUCUUCAAAGUGAAACAGAUGAUAGAGAUCAUUGGUUUAGUGGCAGAUGAAGAUUUGCAGUCUUUAUCAAUGAAACCUUUCUGUCAUGUAUCUUUAGAUUUCAACAGCAUCUGCAAAGCUCCCACCAUGAAAGUUGUGAGGAAAACUAUUCCUGGGGUAUCGCCUGUGAUCCAUAAUCCUACGGAAAAGAUUGUAGUUGAAGACUUGGCAAAAUGUAAGACUUAUGCACCUCUAUCAGUAUUUAAAUCCACCAUAAGAUGCACUCACAAUCAUCACUCACGUGGAGAGUCAGAGAAGGACAUGCUAUUACCCUUUCCCAAAGAUGGAGCUGCAACUAUCGGGUGUACAGACCAUCAUAAACAUUUCAGAGGAACUUUCAUAACGGUUCCAAGAUUUAACUUUGUGAAUCAUGAUUUUGCAUGUACUACAUGUGAAAAACAGCAAAGGAAAUACCAUGCAAAGAAUUAUUCAACGUAUCUUAAAUAUUUAAGAAAUAUACACUUGCAGAAACAAGCAGAGAGGGAGAAAACGUAUUCAUAUAAUGAUAUAGACAUAGGCUUAGAGUCAGGUCUAAGGUCACCUUCACUCUCAGUAGCGCAUAUAGAAGAGGAGCUCCCUUCAGAGAAUUCAAUCAAAGCGAAUCGAUUGUUAACCACAAGGAGUAUCGCAUCCCAGAAGGAGCAGUCCCUCAAAAGAAAGAUUAUAAAAAGACUUAAAUCAGACCCAUCCACACUCCAGGAAAAACAUGACUGCAGUCUAAUUUUGACACCAAAGCAAAUUCAUCAAGUAAUUGUUGGGCCUUCUGUCCUUAACUUUGGUAAUAUUUGUGUGAACUCUCCAAAUACUCAAGCACUUCAUGUUGUUAAUAUGCUACCUAUACAUGUUUUGCUCCAGUUAGAUACUGAUUUAGAAGAACUUCAGAAAACCAAUCAAUUUUCAUAUGUGAUUCCACCUACAUCCAGUACUUACAUUUCAAUGAUAUUUGAAUCUCCUACCAUUGGAAAUUUUUGGAAGUCUUUCACGUUUACGGUGAACAACAUACCCAGUGGACACAUCCUAGUGACGGCAGUUGUCCAGCUAGUAAAACUUGAGCUUUCUUCUAAUGAGCUAGAAUUGAGACCACGAGGCUUCUUGAUACAAACGUAUUUUCGGGGGACAGUUAGAUUGUAUAAUCCUCAGCAUUGUUCUGCUCAGUUUCGAUGGCAACCCGUCAACACAGGAGGAGGGAUAGCAUUUUCUGUUUGCCCGGCUAAAGGCACUGUUGAAGCAUACUCCUCACUGGAAUGUGAAGUGACAUGGCAGCCAGGCUUCAGUUCUCCAGAAGAAGGAGAAUUUAAUCUUCAUGUCUUAAAAGGAAACAUGUUGAAACUAAAAUGUGUUGCACAUCCUGAUCACAGCAAGGUUGUAUUUUUGGAGCCAAGGAUAUUCUUUGAUGAGUGCCCUCAAGGCUUAACAACUUGGAAGGAAGCCAUUCUUCAAAAUGUAGGACAAAACCAUGCUUAUUUCAAGGUUAAUAGUCAGAGUCUGUUGCCUACCAUUAAUAUUACUCCAUCAGAAGGAAUAAUUCCAUUUGGGGGAACAGCUGUUCUCAAUAUCUCUUAUAAACCUACUGUGGCAGAAGAGUUUGAUACAAAAGCAAAGAUUGAUAUUCGUCAUGCAAACGCUAUCAACCUUAGGAUCAGUGGAACUGUUGAAAUUGCUGACGUAGAAAUCAAUCCUGAAGUAUUUAAUUUCACUGGUGCCUAUGUUGGUGGUACGCAGAUUAUUCCAUUUGUAGUAAAAAACAAAGGUGCGACACGUGCCAGAGUGGAGUUUAAUCUAAAAGACUUUCCAGAGUUUUCAAUGGAUCUUAAAGACAAAUCAGAGGAAUUUAAAAACCCUGCAUGUCCUUAUAUAUAUUCUUUGGAAAUAGAGAAAAAUACAUCUCUGGAAUGCAGCAUAUCAUAUUCUCCCAAAGAAGUGGUGAUAGUUAAAUUUAUCAUUCAAGUUCGGAAAUUCUUUGAGUCUUCAAAACUCUACACUGAAUAUUUGUCUAGUCCUCCUUCGGAUCCAAUAACAGUACCACUUAUCCGACCAUGUUAUGUUCAUGCUACUGCAUUACGAUCACCACUGAAAUUAUCUACUACUAAGUUUGUAUUGGAAAUCCCUUUAUAUGAGAUGAAUCUUAAUAAAAACGUCACAAAAACUCAGAAUCUUGUUUUAUAUAAUAUUACCAAACACCAUGUGACAUGGACUUUGGAUAUUAGUAAUACUGGCAACCUUUUCAAAGAUGGCACAUUCAACUUCAGUGUACUAAAGGGGCUUCUACGACCACUGGAAAAGUACAAUGUUUCCAUAAAUUUCUGUCCAAAACAUCCUGGAAAAUACACAGCAGAUAUUCCUAUGCUUUUAAAUGGUAUUCCAGUUUGCUAUAGAAUAUUAUCUCUUAUUGGAGAAGUAAAAUCACCAAAGUUAUUGUUUGACCCUCCGUUUAUAUUUUUCACUCCUGUUCCUUUGAAUAUAACAACUGUGAUGGAUGUCAAAAUUUUACCUCAAAACUAUUUCAGAAUGUCAACUCUACAUGUCAAGAUUCCCACAGCAAGGCCUCUUGAUGGCCAAGAAAUUCAGCCUCUUACUGUGAAAUUUCCAAAAGGCAGCAUCAUCCAAGGCUCUUACAAUGGAAUUAAUCAUAAGAUGACUUGCUGCCUCACUUUCAACUCAGCUAAGCCUGUGUCAUUUUUUACCAAUCUUCUUUUCUGUGAUGAUGCUCAAAACUGCUUUUCGCUCCCAGUAACUGCAACCGCAGAAAACUGCAUUCUUACUACUUACCAGUAUGUGGCAAUUCAUCUGGAUAAGCAAAACAUUAUUUUAAAGAAUGAUAAGGAUGAAUAUCUUAGGAAAACUAGAGACCUUGUUUCGCCUCCCUGCCAGGAUGCUAAAUCAUCCUCUCCUGCUUCAAUUAAAAAGAAAGACACCACUAGCAAAUUAAAUGAUGCUGAACCUGCAAAGGGAAACAUAUUUAUUGGAGUGGAAGCAGUGCCUGAAAAUUUGCACCUGGGUAAAAGUGAAAUAUCAAAGAAAGAUAAGAAAAAAUGUGAACAAUUCCUUUCUCUUGAAGAAGAAACAAAGGCAAACUGCUUUUUUGAGAGAGUUGUAAAUGCAGUACAGAUCUGGUUCAGCCUCUUCGGCUGGCCUGAAGGACCCCAUUCUCUUUGUAUUCCAGGGUCUGUAAGAAGGGAUGUAUAUAAAAUGCAACUCUACUCAUCACCCUUAUCACCUCAAAAGUUUUCCAGACAGAAUAAUAUUUUUAAAUAUAAUAAAACCAUUUAUGAUGUGUUCCUCCAUUUGAGUGGAAGAAGGCCACCUGGAAUUAGUUCAAGUCAAUCUUUACCUGUGGAUAAUAAUGAAAGGGUAAUUCAGCUUCACAGGCAACACUCUUCACUUUUGGAGUUUCUCAAUGCUCAAGGAGGAUGUAUUUCACAUAUACUGCCAGAAUUUUUGCUUGAACCAGAAGACUAUAAGAGGUGGAUUGAAAUUACGUUUUCCACUCAUACCAUGCCUGAGAGUUCCUGUACACCUCAGGGAAAAUGUUCUGUUGUCAUAGAAAUGUCUAAAUUUGAAGAUUGGAGUAAACGGGCAUGGACAGAUGUAUUUCUACAGAUAUACAAGGUUUUUGUUCUAUCCCGUGUGGUACCAUACAACAGCGAUAAUAUGCCCCCCAUAUAUGUGCAAAAUGCACCAAAAGUCAAUCACUGUUUUGCAUCUAGUAACUUAUAUUCUGACUCUGAAAGAAUUUUGCUUAAUUGGAUGAACAUAAACUAUGAGAAUACUCGACAUGUGAUAUGGAAGAACUGUCCCAAAGAUGUUUUCCCCUCUGAGAGAUGGAUAGUAAAUUUUGACAAAGACCUUUUAGAUGGCCUAGUUUUGGCAACACAGUUGGGAGCCUAUUGCCCAUUCUUGAUUGAGUCUCAUUUCAUAAAUAUGUAUACACAACCAAGAACCUCUGAACAGUAUUUGCACAAUUGCCUGAUUAUUGUAAAUAGUCUUCAUGAAAUUGGUUUUGACAUAGACAUACAGGCCAUAGACAUCUGUGACCCAAAUCCAGUCCUAAUGCUCAUGCUUUGUGUCUACAUGUAUGAGAGACUCCCUACAUACCUCCCUGAGACAGUGGUGCUCUUUGAAUGUACUCUACAUGACACAAUGCUGAAUGAGAUUCUACUGACAAAUCCAAGCUCUGAAAACUUAGUGUAUAAUGCUAGAAUUGUUGGACGAGAUGCUGCUGACUUUUCCCUCUGCCAGAAAGAGAAUGUUGUAACAAUUCUUCCAAAACAUGAAACUAUUAUCACCGUGAAAUUCAACAGUCGUUUUCUUCGUCCUGCUGAAGCUUCACUACUAUUAAUUUCAAAACCCGAGAAUGUAGUAAGAGGAAUGACGGUGGCAUUUGCUCUUGAAGGCAAAGUCCUCAAUUUUAAACCCAUUGAAAUUAUAAAAUGUGAAAGCCCAUGUUACCAAUGGCAGGAAGUCACUGUGGAUGUGAAAAACCCCUUCCAUACUGCUGGGGACUUCAGUGUCAUUUUGGUAGAAUCCUCAACAUUUGUGUCUUCGCCAUCAGAAUUAGCUAAAUCCACGCAAGCCCCAACACAGGAUGUUGAUACGAGUAGCAUUGGAAAUGACACUGAUCUGGGCUGUUCCAGUUCCUUAGAUGCCUUACAUACCUCAAUUAAGUCCACUUUUGUUAGAGAGUUCUUCUGCUCCAUGGAAACUGUUCACCUGGAGGUGAAAGCAACUUCUAGUCUACCGCUCUGCUUUCUUCCUUUUAACAUCCACAUACGCUAUUGUAUCAUCAUCCUGAGCAACAAAACGAUUGGACAAUUUAUAUAUGUUGCAGAAGGAAAAGGCAUGAUCCCUUUGCCUUCCAGUUUCCUUCCAGUGAAUUAUUCUUCAAGUUCAGUUGAUUACAGCAGUACUCCAAAAGAAGACACUUAUAAGAAAGAUCCAGUUCUAUAUUUGAAAUGCAAACUCGAUGAAGUCCUGAAUGUGGACCUUCAAUUACCGAUGACUAAUGAAGCCAAGGAAAAGGCUUUGGCUUUUGCAGCGCAGCGACAGAUGUCAAGCAUUGAGUAUGAGCGACGGUUGAUCACAGGCACUCUAGAGAGCAGUAGUGUCCGCGUGGUCAUUGCCCUCCUGGGGCUGACCAAGAUUGAGACUCUUACACUCCUUCACACCUCAAAGUGGAAGCAGCCUAAGACAGUUUCAUACACAACAGAAGUGAGCCUUCCGCAAUAUUUUUGUAUACCUGAGAAAAUCUACAUUCCUCAGAUUCCAGAACCUCAACCUAAAUUGACUAAAUCUCAAGGAAUUAAACCUGCAAAAGAAAGAGAUUCGGGUCAGUCUGUUCCAGUUCCUUUAAAGUUUGUUCCUCUCCAUCCUGGACGCUACCCUUGUAAAAUUUUAUUGCAGUCAAGAUAUGAUGUGCGUGCCUAUCAUGUUGAAGGUAUUGUGAAUGAAGAACAACCAGAGGCCAGCUUCAAAUUUGAAACACCAGCAUUUAAAGCUCUUACUCAGAAUAUUCCAAUAAAAAAUCAAACGAUGAAUAGAUGGAAAUGUCAAGUUACUAUAGAAGGAGAUUGGUUUUAUGGACCUUCUUUUUUACGUGUUCAAUCAGGUGAAACUGUGAAAUAUCCUCUCACAUUCAAACCUAUUAUGGAAUGUGUCAUAAUGGGUAAACUUAUUCUACAAAAUGAAGUAGAUGGUAUGGAGCACAUCUUUGACAUAAAAGGGGUUGGAAAAAACCCUGUGGCCUUGGACAACAUCACUGUGGAAUGUCAAGUAGGCAAUGAGACAGAAAGACCUAUAAUAUUGCCUAAUUUUGCAACUACUGCCCUGACAUUUAAGGUGACUACAGAUCUUCCAAUAGUGUGGGGAAAUCCAGAGAUUACCAUAUACCCGAGUAAAGACAUUCCAUACCUUCUACAUGUGCACCCUUGGAAACGUGGUGUAAUGAAAGGUACAAUUACAUUUUCUUUCAUGAGAAGGAAAUGUGAUGAUUGUGAGGAAAACACAGAUCAAGAUCAAGCAGCUUCCUUUCUUGGUUCAAUAACAGAACAAUCUAGCACCUUUGAUUCUGGAAAAUCAGAUGAUAAAUUUAGCAAUUUAAGAAUCUGCUAUAAUCUUGAGAUCCACGGCACUCCUGGACCACCCAUAGACAUUAUGGAAAUGACAUGUAGGGCUUUGAAUACGACUUGUAUUGAAAUACCAAUCUCCAAUCCAAAAAAUCACGUUAUUCGCUUAGAUGUACAGUUAAUGAGUCCUGCCCUUGAUGGUGAGAGUGAAAUAUUCCUGAACCCACUACAGGACACCAAGUAUAUUUUAUGGUACUCUUCAGCAAGAACAGGCCGUAGUGAUGAAAGCAUUAUUUUUCAGCCUGAAAUGGCUGAUGAGUUCUGGUAUUUACUGAAACUAACCAUUGAAUUACCAAAACCAAUCACAAUGUCAGAAGUAGAGUGCGACCUUGGCAAGUAUGUCACUCAGAUCAUUCCCUUAGCUAAUACUACAUAUGAAACCUUAGAAUUGCAAGCAACAAACAGUAAUCCUGAAAAUUUUGUCCUGGAUCUUGACAUAAAAUCAAAACUGAUUGUAAAUCCUCACUCCACUAGGGAGUUAUCUGUUCACUUUUAUCCUUCUGCUCUUGGAAGAGCUCAUCAUCAAGCUUGCAUCAACUUCCACUGUACUCAGUUUACAGAAUGGCAGUUCUACUUUUCUGGAGUAGGACUGUUUCCCCAGCCUCUAUGCACAAGAAGAAUAAUCACACGCAUUGGUCUUCAGGCAUCUAUGGUUAUAACUUUCAAAAAUCCCACAAUGGAAAAGGUCCUCAUUGAUGUCACACUGACAAGUCUGGAACAUCCCAGGCAUCUUGUCACUGAUCCUUCCUGGAAUAACUUCAUCUAUGAGAAUUCUGCCUUCCGAUUUAGUUAUUUGCGUCGAACACAAGGAAUUGAAUUGCUUCCUAAGGGAUAUGUAGAUAUCCCAUUGUUAUUUAUACCCAGAAUUAUGAAAUUACACAGAACAAUGGUAAUUAUACGGAUGAUGAGAGCAAAUGGAAAAUAUUGGACUAUUGACAAUUUUCGUGAGUUGAGUACAGAGUUUAAAAGUUUUAUGGGAAUAGACAGUGAAGAAGUACAAGUGAUACCUUGGAUAUACCCUGUUGUUGGACUCCCAGAAGCACCACCUCCUGAAUCUCCUCAAGUUGUUGUAAAAUGUCAGACCAGAAAACGGGUGGAAGAGACAGUGGAAAUCAUACUGACUGCUGGUUUUUUCGGACAUAAUCCUACUCCAGAAAUGAAGAAAAUUUUAGUAGUUCCAAAAAGAAAUUCAUUUAAUUAUGGUGAAGAUAUAAAUGACAUUCCUAGAAUACGUAAAUUUCAGUAUGAAAUUGAAUAUGAAUCUGAAGCUAUGAAGUACAAGUUGGAACCCUGUAUAGCUUUAUAUUUGAUCAAAAAAUCUUAUGAUAUUAUGGCUGAAAGUAUAAUAUUGAUCUUCAAUCUGAUAUUCUCACCAAAUAUGCCAUUAAGGACUGAAAUAACACUGAAAAUAGAGUGCAUAACAGAAGGGAUCUGGAAGUUUCCCAUAAGGGUGAUUGCUACUGAACCUGAUGUGGAUGCUGUCAUUGACAUUGAAGGAGUUGGUUUAUUUAAGGAAUCUGUUUUUGACUUUAGGCUGACAAGUCAGACAAGAUAUCCUGAGCCAUUCACUGCAUACUUCCUACCUGGCAGUGAUCCUGAGUUUUCUGUAAGACCAGAGGUUGGAAAACUUCUUCCUUUUAACACAAACGGAACUCCAAUCAUUGUAGGAUUUAAACCUAAAAUGUACUGUAGGAAAUAUAAAGCAACAUUAGUAAUACAGACAGAAGAAAUGUUCCGGAUGUAUAAGAUCAAUGGAUUACCUCCAACUACCAUGCCACCAAUAAAUGCAAAAGCCAAAAUUGAUGCUACUAACAAGACAUUUGACUACAUGCCAGUUCAGCUGCAUAACUUUGUCCGUGAAAAUAUUAAGCUCAUAAGAAAAAGUAUGUCUUCCUCCACCAAGGGUGCUUCUACGAUGAAGAAGUAUAAAUAAAAUUUUUUUCCAAAAUA
Molecule: messenger RNA, 9565 nt
Organism: Callithrix jacchus (white-tufted-ear marmoset)
Lineage: Eukaryota; Metazoa; Chordata; Mammalia; Primates; Cebidae
Source: RefSeq, a predicted model, not a curated record